GUCAACUUUGGCUUGUCAUUCUCAAUUCUGUAUUGUUAAAUUGUGCUUAUCAUCAACCACAGCCAGUUCAUUUAAAAGUAAAACUUUGAAGACGUCCACACUAGUGAAUUCGAAAUGAUGAGUUUAAAUGAAAAUUUCCCUGAAUAUGCUUUACCUGGAGCAAAAAAGGUGCACUUCGAACCAUAUGCAGACAACGGUGGUAGCGUUGUAGCCAUCGCCGGUGAGGAUUAUGCUGUAAUUGGAGCUGAUACACGACUCAGUACUGGAUUUUCGAUCUACACAAGAGAACAAAAGAAGCUUUUUAAGCUCUCUGAUAAAACCGUACUCGGUGCUACGGGUUGUUGGUGCGAUACUCUCACCCUCACGAGACUCCUUCAAGCGCGUAUGCAGAUGUAUGAGCAUGAACACAACAAAGCAAUGACAACGCCUGCCGUCGCACAAAUGCUGUCAACAAUGUUGUAUUACAAACGUUUCUUCCCAUAUUAUGUCUCCAAUGUCUUAGCUGGCAUUGAUGGUGAAGGAAAAGGCUGUGUGUACAGUUAUGAUCCAAUUGGACACUGCGAGCGGUCUAACUACCGAGCGGGAGGCUCUGCAGGGGCACAGCUACAACCUCUGUUGGAUAACCAAAUUGGACUAAAAAAUAUGCAAAAUGUUACUGAAGCUCCAUUGCCCCGAGAGAAAGCUUUAGCACUCCUGAAGGAUGUAUUUAUAAGUGCUGCUGAGAGAGAUAUCUAUACUGGUGAUUGUAUCUACAUUCUCAUCAUUACUGCAAAUGGCAUUCAGGAGGAGAAAUUUGAGCUUCGUAAAGAUUAAAUUGUAUACUUGUAAUAAAGUUGUAUUUCAUAA
Zerene cesonia (dogface butterfly) is the source of this 846-nucleotide messenger RNA. RefSeq names its product proteasome subunit beta type-1 (gene Prosbeta6). The coding region runs from base 115 to 813 and encodes 232 amino acids. The record is from RefSeq and is a predicted model, not a curated record. Lineage: Eukaryota; Metazoa; Arthropoda; Insecta; Lepidoptera; Pieridae. The transcript has a single exon. Gene Ontology annotation, cellular component: proteasome core complex.